Molecule: messenger RNA, 1112 nt
Organism: Photinus pyralis (common eastern firefly)
Lineage: Eukaryota; Metazoa; Arthropoda; Insecta; Coleoptera; Lampyridae
Product: juvenile hormone acid O-methyltransferase-like
Exons: 3
Coding region: 52-1017 (321 amino acids)
Source: RefSeq, a predicted model, not a curated record
UGUUAACUCUUGACAUCUUUCAAAACUGGAAAAGAGAGAGGUAUUACGCUGAUGUAUGUUUUCUUUAAAAAAAGGUCUAAAAAUACAACUCCAACUAAUGGAAAUUAUCACAACGAUUAUAUAAGGUCACUGGAAGAAUUGCGUAGCUUGUUUACAAAAUGCUUUAUUAGAUCUCUGAAUAAGGUCAGACUAUCGUUAAAAAUGAAUCAAGCAGUACGUUUCUUAAGGUUUAAUUUACAAUCACAAAGAGAAUUUUUGUACAUGAAAAGAAGAUAUCUUAAGGAUUUUAAUUUUAAAGAAAACUGCCAAGUGCUGGACGUUGGAUGUGGACCUGGUGACAUAACGAGGUAUGGAUUACUGCCACUAUUACCGAAAAGCACAAAAAAGUUGAUGGGUGUCGAUAUAUCUUCUGAUAUGAUCGACUUUGCGAAACAGUUCCAUCAAGAUGACGACAGGAUUUCAUUUGAACGGUUAGAUAUCGGCACCAGCAGCAUUCCCUCUCAUCUACUGCAAAGUUUUGAUCAUGUACUUUCUUUUUACUGUCUUCAUUUUGUACCAGAUCUUCGAAAAGCAAUGGAAAACAUUCAUCGAAUGUUAAAGCCAAAAGGAGAUAUACUUGUGAAUCUAAUUUCCCAUCACUAUUUGUUCGAACUUUAUGAGGAGCUUUCGAAAAUGGAAAAGUGGAACUCUUACGUGCACGACUAUAAACUUAGAAUGAGUCCAUUUCAAGAUAGUGGAAAUUUCAAGCAAUAUUUUGAAAACACUUUACGGGAUGUUGGUUUCAAUAUUACCCACUGCACUGAACAACGAAAAGUAUGGCCUGCUAGCUGUGAAAAUUCAGAGGGACUCUUGAAGGCAAUUAACUACGUUAAUAUACCCAAGCACUUAGAAGAUGAAUUUGUCUCUGAUCAAUGUGACGUAAUGCGAGGCGCCGACAAGGUUUUCAUCAAUGAGCACGGUGAAGAGGAAGUAUAUUGGAAGUACACAGUACUAUUUGCGAAUGCUAGUAAAGUUUAAACGACAUUUUUCCCGUACGUCUUUUUUUUGGGGCUAUUUUUCAUUGCAUAUUUCUGCCUUAAGUUGUGACAAAAUAAAUCAGAAAAUAGAUUGGA